CGGCUUCCGAAAACUGCCAAGCCUCUGAAUCCUGAACUGCAGGGUCAACAGAAGGCGUUUGGCUCCAGGAGGAAAACCGUGCAUAUUUGCUAGCAGCACUUUCGCUUGGCUGGGAUGUCGGGGGAAGACGCUGGUCCGGGGUGUACCCUGAUCUCACUGCAAUAGGGAUGCUGGAUGUUGGCUUGGAGGGAGCAUUGGGGGGUGAAACCCACCAGCCCGGCCUCGCCACCUGGAAUCCAGCUCCCGUGGGUGAUGAUCAAAACUCAUUCCCUGCUUGGCGCAGAAAGUCCGAGGGAGGAGAUGGGUGCACAUGGAGUGGCAGUGUGUGUGUGUCCAUCUGGGCCAGGGAAGGGGGUGUGCAUGUGGCAGCGAGUGCCAGCAGCGCAGCGUGUCUGCAUAGGUAAAUGCCGAGCCCUGGGUUACCAGCCCAAGCCUGUUCACAGCACUAAAUUCCUUUGGAGAAAGAACACCCCUCAGUAGCUUCAAACGACUGCGCUGGAGCGGCUGGGCUGGGUUUUCUAGGGGCUCUCUUCGCAGGUUUAAGGUCAGGCCCGGCUCCUCCACCGAUUUAUCCUGGCUAGAAAUGAACAGAGCUCAGCUGGUUCUCCCAUCUGUGUUCUUAUCUGGCCCCUCGUGGUAGCUGAGGGGCAUUAUGGAGCCCCUAACUGCCCCGGCUGCUUGUUCAUUGUACGGAGUAGAGAUGUCUCUAGAGAAUGAUUGAAUGCCAUUUAUGGGGUGGCCGGUUCACACCAACCCCCCUGUUUUAUAAACAGCUCAGCAGGUAUUUUAACCCUGGCUGUCUCAGAAGCCUUGCUCGCGGGGGCAGGUCCCAGCGAGGUGGCUGCUUUGUAACAGCUGGCAGUGACUGAAAGGCCUUGGCCCAAAUUCUGCUCCUGGUUCUACCAUUGCCAUUCCUGGGCAUUGACACCAGAGGGGCUCGAGCUGUGACUCCCAUCAGCCAGCGUGGCGACUCUAGUUCCUAAUGGGGACAGCCCCAAAUCCACCAACUAAUGGGCCCCUUAUGGGGGUGGGCGGUGGGCCACGGAGAGCGAGCUUGCCACAAGAGGGGUCUCUCCAGGGCCGGGUUGAGGCACAUUGGUGGCAGUAGUGGGAUACUUACAGAGGAGGCUCCAGGGCAGUCAGCCCUGCACUAAAUUAACAAGGGUUUUCAGGAGCUGAUGUCUACUGCAUGGUUGAGAUGGGGAUGUUACCACACUGGACCGGACCAGGGUCCAUCUAGCUCAGUACCCACUGGCGGGCAUGCCAGGUCACUUCCCCUUAGCUUAUUUUCCCCAUCGAGCAGCAGCAACCGUGCCUAUUUUGUGCCCACAGCCACCCUGCUCUGGGCUGGGAUCUCAUCAAACUGAGCAGCAUCAGGCUUGUCCAAUGCGCCUUGGGAGAUGCUUGUCUCACCCCUUCCCCCUGCCCAACUUCUGUCUCUCGCCGCAGAGAUGCUGAAGUCGCAAAUCAUCAUCUUCGUGAUAGGAGGUCCAGGCUCCGGCAAAGGGACACAGUGUGAGAGGCUGGCUGCCAAGUACCAGUUCCAGCACCUGGGCAUGGGGAACCUGCUGCGGGCGGAAGCCAGCGAGCCCACGCGCCAGGGGCGACAAAUCAAGGACAUCAUGCUGAAAGGAGCGCUCGUGCCUUCAGGCUUCGUCCUUGACCUGCUGAAUGAGAACCUGCUGCAGAGAGAGGAGGCGAAGGGUUUCCUGGUCAACGGCUUCCCCCGGGAGCUCAACCAGGCCAAGGACUUUGAGCGCGUGGUGGGGCGUCCUCCCAACUUCGUGAUCGUCCUGGACUGCUCGACGGAGACCAUGAUCCAGCGGCUGCUGCUGCGGGGCCAGACCGGCCAUCGGGCCGACGACCACGAGAGCUGCAUCCGCCAGCGGCUGGAGACUCACUACUCGCUGUGCGAGCCCGUCAUCAGCUACUACCAACAGAAGAACCUGCUCAGAAACAUUAUUGGCGAGGAGCCGGAAGACGCCAUCUUCGCAAAGUGCUGCUUGGUCAUCGACAGCCUCCGCUAGGCCAGGUGCCUGGUGCCCUGCCCGGGCCAGCCCGCGGCUGGGACUGUGUUCAAAUAAAGGCUCAGCUUUGGGCCCGGGCCCUGCGCUUGCCCUACGCCAGGCGGCCCUCUGCACCUGCCCCACCCCAUGGGGCUCAGGUUAGGGCGUGAGCACCCUCUGCUGGCCCAGCAUGCAGUCCCUUCCCCGUCCCCAGCCAGGCAGCCGCAGGAUGUAGUUACACAAGCAGCCAAGGUGCCUAGCGCGGCAGGGGCCCAGCUGCACAGAACCGGCCCGUAGGAAUCCAGGGCCUUGCGGACAAGGAAAGUAUCUGACCCUGGCAGGGGAGCCAGGCAAGAUGGGUCUGGCCUAGGGCAGAGAGCGAAUGACUCCGGGACCCUCCUUACCCCAGGGAGGGGAGAUGGCCACAGCUCCACCCUACUGGCUGCUUUGAGUUGGGCAAACCCCGCAGGGUGUGAUUCCCUGCUCUGCUGUCUAGUGCAGCCAGUUCCCUCACCAGCCUCCUGGCCUAACCCCUAACUCCCUACACAUUAGGUACAGGAACAUCCUUUUGCUGCACCCCCCACCCCUGAAUUAGCCCUCCGCCUUUCCACAUCAGCCCCUUUCAGAGGAGCAGGACUGCAUGACACGAGACAGCCGGGCUGGAGAGCGGGGAGGGUUCUUCUGAGGGGACAAGGAGCAUCCAUCAAAACACUUGAGUUUAUUACCUGAAGUCCUUUGUUUUUUCCAAUACGUGACUUCAAACCCAGCUACAUGUGAGUGAGGAGAGCCCCAGCUUUGGACAGCGGUCAGCUUUUGAAAGAAACACGCUGUCCACACAACACACACGGGUCACACAGAGCUGAGUCUUAAAAGCCAACAGCAAGGGGGAGGGGGAGAGAGACACUCAGCACAAGUCACAGGUUAAGGGGGAAAAGUGGUACACACACACACCCCCACCAGCAACAGGUUGGUCUGCCUGUGGGCAGAGUGCCUGGGGAGAGCUGGAACGCAAGGCCCCACGAGGAGAACAGUUCUCCUGCCCAGGCGAGGGUUCAUUCUCCCUCCCCGGGAGACUCACUCCACUCCAGGGGGGGAUUUAGCUACUAGGGACUUGGCAAAAACCCCACAUCUGCAUCAGACUGAAAUGGGCUUUGUGCCAAGCUCUCCCCUCAGCUGCCCCUGAAGCUGGCUGGGCAGAACAGGGAGGCUAGCAGAGGACACUGGAACUGGUUCCAGGGAAGGCUUCCCCCUGCGUCACCCCAAGCAGGGAACUGUCCAGUGGGCGGAUGGGCAAGAACCUUUCCAAAGCUGCUUUUGAAAGCCAGCGCUCUCCAGCCCUCGCUGUAUGGGAGCAGUGUCUUACCCGGACCCUCCAGAGCAAGUCGGGGAAGCAAUGGGUCCCCCUCACACUCAUCUGCUUGGACAACCUCCUGCAUGAGCCGGAGAGUCCAAGCCGAGGGAGGUUCAUCUGGCCGUAAGCAGAGGAGGGUCCAGUGCUUAGGGCAUCAGCCUACGACUGGGGAAACCAGGUGCAAGGUCUGACCCCCGAGGAAUCUGGCAUGUCACAGUCUGCACCUUCAGUGGGGAUCAGAGCUGCCCUGCCGCCCAGGGGGGUGUAGGGACUAACAGGGAGGUGUUCAGGUACUACACAGAUAGGGCCAGCUAAGGCCUUACCUAGGCAGGUCCAUUCCCACUGCAUCAGAGGUGAAACUACAGGCCCUUGGGAUUGCUCAGAGACCACAGGUAUUGAAUGGACCGAGCACAGCGCCACUGGUUCCUCACAACAGGCAGCAGAAGCGAUUCCUUACCCCAUGAGGUAACCUCAGCUCAACAGGCCAGAUACCCCGCUGAGGGGCACCGGCAUAAAGCCCCCCGUAACAGACAGUGCCCAGGGCGCAUCGUAUCGCCAGUUGCUCGGUUUGGAAACAGUGCAGCAGAGUUGGUUUCAAAACAAAAAGAGCAUUUUAUUUAACAAAGCACAAUUGCCUGCUCAAACUAUAAAAAAACCACAGGAGCUCCUAGUUCAUCAGGUUUUACAACAGCUAUAUCAUGAGAACAAUCCGCUUCAAAACCCUAUGGACAGACAGACGCCACCCAGCAGACACAGGCAGGUUUUGUUAUCAUUUAUUUGUGAAGUUAAAAACAAGCGGUAAAAAGUAAAAACUGAGCGUACAAUUUUGUUUGUUUCAGUUUCCUCUUGAACAGACAAAAUACAUGACAGACCAGUCCCAAUUGUGGGAAAAUGGGAGGGGGAAAGGGGUUGUUUUAUCUGAAAUACCGACACCUUAUUCGAGGAAUGUUCCAACUCUAACUAAAAAGCAGAGUGAUUUUUUUUUCUCCUUGUAAAGUUUUUUUUAUUUUUU
Malaclemys terrapin pileata is the source of this 4369-nucleotide messenger RNA. Its product is annotated as adenylate kinase isoenzyme 1-like. The record is from RefSeq and is a predicted model, not a curated record. The transcript has 5 exons. Lineage: Eukaryota; Metazoa; Chordata; Testudines; Emydidae. Gene Ontology annotation, biological process: nucleoside triphosphate biosynthetic process. The coding region runs from base 1401 to 2027 and encodes 208 amino acids. Gene Ontology annotation, cellular component: cytoplasm; cytosol. Gene Ontology annotation, molecular function: AMP kinase activity; ATP binding.